CACCGCCAUCCAGUGGCUAGUGCAACAUCUCUGUUUCUGGUUUGAGUCACUGGUCUGCCUUCCGACAGAGACAAAACAUGUCACGUACGUAACGGUUUGAAUUAGCUGUUAAUUUCACAAGUUGUGGAUCACCUGCUAUAUGAUUCCCGUCGUGUUGUUGGCCAACAACCCAGAAAGAUGCCACAGAAAACACUGGGAUCCAUUGUAGGUCUGCUUUGCACCGGGACCUGUUUGGUACAGGGUAAGGAGUUCUGUUUUGGAGUGAACAAUGAGCAAUACCGGUGUGAGAUGGGGUACUGCUGCGGUGAGACGGAGUGCUGCACCUACUACUACGAGCUGUGGUGGUUCUGGCUGGUGUGGACCCUCAUCAUAAUGCUGAGUUGCUGCUGUGCCUACCGUCACCGCCGGGUCAAGAUGCGGCUGCAGCAGGAGCAGCGCCAGCGUGAAAUCAGCCUUAUGGCCUACCAGGGUGCUUCUAGCGCCUUCAUUUCCCCUCCACCCCUCAACCUGAGGUUCUGGACAGACUGCAAGCUUCCUGACUAUGAAGAGGUGGUGGGUCAUCCCCCGACUCCCCCUCCGCCUUACUCCGAGAUUCCCCCAGAGACCACCACUGCCAUCAUGCUGCCCUCCAUCCAAUCAGAAGUGGUCUUGAUGCUGGAGCCCUCAACAGAGGACGCGCCAAGAGAGGAGCAGACCGCCAAUUCGCCAUCAGACCAAGAAGCCGCGUCUGUUUCCAGCCAAUCAGAGCGACCAGUGGAGGUGGACCCUGAAUGCCCAUUGGAGGAGCUGCUGACCCGGCGCAGGCACGUGACAGGCGACUCAGGGAUUGAGGUGUGUGUUUGCCAACUAGAUGAGGGCUCUGGGCCGGAGGAGGACGAGGAGCUGAUGUGUCAGGGGGCCACGGGGGACUGCUGCUCUGCCUCUGAUCACCACCAUACCCUCAGACACAAAGCGAGAACCCCUGAGCCCCAACCUCAGGGUCAGACCACCAGCACCGGAGACCGCCUGGUCUGAGCUCCACCACCUACCAUCCCAGAGGCUGCUGUUGCUGCCCAAUCUGUGCUUUAGGGAGGGAGACCCAGGAGAGCUCUUGUCAUUGUCAUCAUAACAAUAACUCCGACACCACCAGCAAAUGAAAUGCCCCACAAUAACUCACCAAAUUAACCAGGUUGUCCUGUUUAACAUCCUUCUCAGUUAUGAUCCAUAUAAUGAUGACAAAAAGAAAAGCUCUUAUUUGAGAAAUAUGAUUUUUUUUUAGUGGCUAAUGGCUUAAUUGUUUAAUACACAUGGUCCCUCUGCUUUGUUUAGUUCUUAACAUGGGGAUGAUGAGGAAGAAUGUUAAGUCUUCCUGGAUGGGGGAGGGGCUAAAACCUCUAGAGACCACCAGGUGGUAAGAAGAGGUGUUGACGCUGGCACAGAAUUGACUACAUCUACCCACCCCCACUGUCUGGCCUGGACAUUUUCUUCUGGUCCUUCUAACAUUUCACCAACGUGGGGACAGGACAGUAUACCGCAACAGUCACCAACCCACAGGCCUCUAGGCCCCAGCACAUAAGGGUCAAAAUAGGAAAAUAAUGCUUCAAGACACAAUCCUGACCUGAGGGGACUGAACAAGGUGUACGGACUGUGACAAAAGGAACUUGUUUUGUUUUUGUAAGGGCGUGUACUGUGUAAUCUAGGAGACAGCUGCAAAGUGAUGUCACCCCUGAGUCAUCUUAGGCUGUGCCUGGUUUCUUCGCGGAGUGACGGCAGGGCUAUUUGCAUCUAGAGAAGAGGCUGGGAAGGGGAAGUGAAGCUGUGCCUGUCUCUCUUAUAGGCUCUCCAUCUCUGGACUGUGUCCCAGUAACAUCAGACUCCUCCCCCUGAAUCCCACCGCUUCCCAUCCCUCGUGACUCCACCAGUACUCCGGUCAACACUUGUCCAGACUGAAAUGUAUUGAAUGGACUGGAACAGACGUUUUGAUGUGCGACCAAGUUCUGUCUGUGGCCAUGUGAACUCAAGACUGUAAGCUGUGACAUUAUCCCAUCGCUGUGCCUGCAACUUGGUGUCUAUAAAAAGCCUUGCGGUGGUCGACUGUGUCCCCCAGCCCGCCAGUGAUAUUACCAGGGAUACUGAAGGUUCAGCUCUCUAGUACUUUGCUCCUUUAUCAUUAUCUUGUCAUUGUAUUACUUCUCUCUAAAACCAGCUUUGGCUGAGGCCACUAUUACCCACAUUAAUAGCAACACAGCUCUACCAAGGUGCUGCUGUGGGUGUAUUGUGUGUUUUAUAGGAUGUGUAGAGGAGUAGUCUUAUUUAGGGUAGCCACAAAGUGCCCUGGCCCCUGGUGUAAUGCACUCAACUAACCAGGCUUUAGACCACUUUUAUAAACAAUGCACUAGGAUAUUGCAUGGAAGGCAUGAGUCAUUUGUUUUUGUCUGUGUGUAGGUAGUGUGUUCUGAUUCGUUGUGUCUGCAACAUAUAGCGACACACUCCUAGGCCAUUGGCCCCAAGCUGGCACUGAUGAAUCGGCGGUUGCUGUUUUGAUCCAGCAACAGCCAGAGCCUGAGUGACGCAGCUUCACCACGAGUCUCCUGUUCGUGUGGGGCUCAGACUGAGUGAACCAAGGUUUUAAGUAUAAACACUCUGUACCUAGUUUCAUCAUGUUAUGACUGCACUGGGCCUGCAGUGUGCUGUUGCUUACACCCUUGGCUUGCGGUGGUGUGAACCCUGUAGGAGCAAUGCUAGAGAUUUGUGGUGGUGUUUUCCAUUCAGUGGGGGUGGCUUUGCUGUGUGUGUAUUGUUAGCAUAGCUGCACACAGAUGAACUGCAUGUACUGUUGUGCGUCGCUUGCCGACGCGGAGUUGUAGAAUCGGGUGUGGAGUGCAUGUGAUCUUACUGUGCAGUUCCACCUUGAAGAAGAAGCACCACACAAGUCCAGCUGCUUUUUUGGGGGCGUUUAAAUGGCAGUGAUGUUUUAUUAUUUAGGGUAUUGAUUUGCCUUCAUACAGCACUGAUCAAUUAGGUUAUGGACUGAUGCACUGUUAACAUCUAAUGAAAAAGGAAAUUGACACAGAUUUAUUCUGAAUAUCUAUCCAUAAAUAUGUAGGAUCUUAAUUUGAUCACUCUCUUGCAGGAGAACCUUCCUGCAAUUCAGGAAAUGUAAAACAUUUGUUGCAUUUGAGAUUUUAACAUUCAAAAGGCACUCAAACAUGUGAGUUAUCUUUGUUGCAGGUGCAUGGUAACAGUUGAGGAAAAAUAAGAAACCUGCACACUGCUCUGGCUAGUAUCACUGCGCUGGCUAGUAUCACUGCUCUUUGUUAAGCUUUAUGCAUCAGCCUUAAGGCCUUCUUUUGUACUAUAAACUUUAAUAGAAUACUUAUGAAAUGCACAUUGUUAUAUUUGGUGACACGUUUAUUUUCCCUCGACUCCAACCCCAUUCGAUGCAUCGUACUGGGUGGAGUGGAGCAAUGUCUACAGAAGGGUGCAAAUUAAAAAUACAAAAGCUCUGGGGGGAAAAAUGCCUUGAGGCAGAUAUGUAAAGCUUAGUAAAGAGCAGUGGUACUUUUUAUUUUCCCCCCUCGUGUAUUUGAGACUUAAAAAGGAUUCUGCAGUUAUGUCAUUUUCACUUUGAAAUUUCAGACAUGAUUGUAUCAACCCCUACAAAAAUGUCUAUGAAUUAUAUUUCCUGUUGCUGCAUGAUUAUUUUCCUGCUGUAGCAAACUGGCUCAAAUGUAAGUUCCUACAUCUAAGUUGUCUGUCUUCAACAGUGUGAAGCCUUGAUGCUGUAAAAGUAACGUUUUAAAAGUCGUAGAGCAUAGUCAUGCACACACACUCCUGUUCUCAUUCUCACAUUAGGACAUGUUUGUGAUAAGACACCUUAAGCUGCCUUGGUAGGUUGCUAGGGAACAGACAUGAGGAUCGAGCUGCAGAAGGCCUAUGAAGAGACUCUGUUUAGAGGUCAUUCUGAGGCAUAGGGAAAUGCCUUACUACGGUCAGUUGAAGUUGGGUACAGGUAGACUAGAUGUGUUUUAGGCUUCUGUAUUUGAUGAGUAGGUGGUUAUAUUUCAGACCUAUGCUUUUUGAAGAUGGAAAAAAGGUUUGAGCAUGUCUCCCCCCCCCCCGGUAGUCCAGAGUCGUCCUUUAUACAAAUGGAGUCUGAAGUGUAAGCGUCUGACAUGUAUUGGUCAGCUCAACUUGUUGUUCUAGGAUGUGGUAAACUCAGAGUGAAACCACAAGACAAGAUCAUGACUCCUAUAUGUUGCAGAAACUGUGGCCUGUAGAAUAGGCAACAUUUAUUAGUCAGAAAACGUAUGAGAAAAUCCGUUAUCUGUGGUCAUGUAGAAUUUUCUUCUUAGGUACCCCUAUUUUGCUUAGAUUUAAAAAAUAAAAAUAAAAAGUUUAUUAGUUUGAUAUUUUAACUGACCUGAAAGCAUGUUGAAUUAGUAAAUGGGAGAAAAAAAAUGUACAUGAAUACUUGUUUUGUUUUCUUGUGAUUCAUAGUUUUUUUUUGUAAAAUGUAGAGGCUAAAGUGCAUUCAUUUUGAUGCAGUAUAGAUGAAGGUAAUGGACAUUGAAAAGGUGUUUUCUUGUUUUUGAAAUGAGGAUAAUGGGGACCCAUGGAUUCAGUCCCAUUGCUUACUGGGCAAGAUAAUUGCCAAACAAACGUAUUUGGCUUUCACGUGUUUACCUAGAUAAAGGGCUAUCAGUCAAUCAUGGACAAACAUCCUUCCAUUCAUCUGUUCUGUAAUUUUCCGCUUUGCCUACAGUUGUAAUAUCUGAACAUAAUUGUUUGGACAUCUUUUCUGUAGUAAAUAAUAGGCUAUUUGUAAAAAAAAAUUAUAUUGAUAUUUUCUUUUGGUUUCAAUGUUCAGAAGCUUGUAUCUCUCUCUCUUUUCCUCUCAAGCUCCCCACCUGGUCCACAUGGCCUCUCUGGUAUACCAGCAAAGAGGGCACAAGCUAGGUCCAGUGGCAGGUUGGGUAUAUGGUCCCUGGUGAGGUAACUAUCCCCAGGUGUGAUGAUUUGGGCGGGGGGGGGGCUUGAGUCAUGGCUCAUUGCAUAAACCUCUGAAUCAUGAGGAACCCCUCCCCCUCCAGGGGGCCCAAACAUGGUCACAGAGAGUGCGUGACAACCCUCACCAAUGUUGGUCUUUUUUGAGGCAGGGUUCUUGCCCACGCAUGUACUGCAGGCACAGUGCACAAUUUAUAUUUUGAGAUUGUUUGCCAGUACCAAACAAUUACUGUACUCAAACCCACAUGUGACGUCUCACUUGCAUAUGCAUACUGUCCUAUUGUCAUGAAUAGAAAACAUGCUGUUUUUUAUGGACAUCUGUAUUUGACACUGAUCAGAAAUCUACUAUUGGCACCAGUGCCAUCAGUUGUAAUUUACCUUGCUCACUAGGCCAAAGCUCUGUCAUUGUAGAAUAUCAUCCUCCUUUCACCCGACGUGUUCCUCUUCAUUUCAGCGACACACGCCUCUGUAAUAUACUGUACCUGACUAGGCUAUGCAAAAACAUAAACCCACUGAUGUAUGCUGCAAUAACUCCUGUCUGUAGUUGCCAGUACAAGCAAUAUUUCUGUCACACUGUACCUCAGUUGGUAUGUGUAAUGUCUUUGUUUAAAAAAAUAUAUAUAUAUAUAACAAAAAUUCAUGGUUAUUAUUGCUACUAUGUCAUUUGUGUGUAUGCUUUAAAAGUAAAUGUUUAUCUACAUGUUACCUCUUGGUGUGUGGGGAGUGGAGAAAAUAUGAAGCCAUUCUAGUAAAUUCUUUAGUGGAUAGUGGAUAGAAUGUUUUGCUCUCAUUCUAAUUAGUUAAGUAUAUUACUCUUGCUUUUAUCAUUAUGGGGGGGUACAUCUGUUUUGGUUGUUAAAGUAGUGUUUUGAAUGCUUUUUGUGGGAUAAAUGCCAUUUAAUCUUUCCUCAGACAAACAUUUAUUCUGUUUGCUCUGGGUACUUUUGCCACUGGUCCAUCCCUUGUGUGUUGCCCUGUCAUGGCGCAUUGGGUGUCUUUGUAAACCGCAGCACGUCUGUCUGUUUUUAGUAUUUGAGGCAUUUUCAAUGACUAAAUAGUAAUAAGGUCUUGUCUUUUUCUCCUUGAUUGCCCAACCUUUUGAUAUAGAUAGCGACCUGUAUAAAGUAUGGAAGCCAAUAUAACCCAAUGCUAGAUGGCAGAGUGACGACACCUCAGCUAGCCCAGAAGAUUUUAAAUUUUUACAUGGUCUCACUUAGGGGUGGGUUGCACUUGAAUUAUACAACACUAAGGCAACAAUGUACUCGCCCCAUAAUCAAGGAUGCUCUGUUACCCACUUGUAACCCAGAUGUUUCUUGCAUUUCUCCCUCAACCAUAGUUGGAUAAUGUCAAACGGAUGUUGAUUCGUGUGGGAAGACUUUUCCAAAACAGCACAAAUACCCACGCUUGAAAAGGAAGCGGUUGUCCAGAAGCGCAUACCCCUUUCAUUAUCACCUAGAACAAGCCAAACAAAUAGGGGAAUGCACUGAAAUGUGUGGUACAUUUGAAUGCUUUGGUUUAGUGGGGGUCUGCUGUGUACUCUAGGGGUCAUUUGUAUUUUAUUUUUUAUAAUAAAACAAACCUUGGCACUCAA
Molecule: messenger RNA, 6577 nt
Organism: Oncorhynchus kisutch (coho salmon)
Lineage: Eukaryota; Metazoa; Chordata; Actinopteri; Salmoniformes; Salmonidae
Product: WW domain-binding protein 1-like
Exons: 4
Coding region: 178-1014 (278 amino acids)
Source: RefSeq, a predicted model, not a curated record